AUGGCAACGAAGCAGCCUUUGAAAACGACAUUUGAUGUCGAUCGCGUGAUCCGUCCUAUAUUUACGGGUGGAUCUGUUUCAAUAGAUAACGAUGCGCUGAUCUUGGCUACGACAAUUGGCGAGAAUGCCAUACUCACAAACCCCACCAACGGCCGACAUCUUGGUGAAAUCGAAGGAGAUGGAGAACUUAUCUCAACAAUCACACUGACACCUUCUGGUUCGCACCUCAUUAUCUGCUCUCGAUCACUGUCUAUGAGAAUAUACUCGCUCAAAAAGUCGACCGACGGUAGCUCUAUCGAAUCUUCGCUUAUUCGAACUCUUAAGCCUCACGGCACACCGGUUGUAGUCCUAGCGGUCGACCGAACGAGCACGCUUCUCGCUACGGGCGGCACAGACGGCGCAAUCAAGGUCUGGGAUAUUGCAAAGGGAUAUGUGACCCAUACCUUCCGCGCCCCAUCUGUUUUGGUGUCGGCUCUUCAUUUCUUCGAAGUUGCCUCCCGAUCCGAGGACGCUACGCGCUCUCGCAAGGGAAAAGCCCCCCCGCGAGACGAUGGCGAGCACGAAGACUCAAACACCAUUAGCUUCAGGCUUAUAUCUGGCAGCCAGGACGGAAAAGUCAAAGUGUGGGACCUGAAUAAACGAAGCUGCAUUGCCAACCUCGACUCGCAUGUCUCUGACGUCAAAGGGCUGGAUUAUUGCCCUACACAGCAUGCCAUUGUCACUGCCAGUCGAGACAAGACGCUCAUUUGGUGGGAUGCCAAGUCCUGGAAAAUCCGCAAGGUUGUUCCCUGUCUCGAACUUGUCGAGGCUGCUGCUUUUCUUGACGAUGGAAAUCUCACAUAUUCGGCCGGUGCCCAUGGUUGUCUUCGUAUCUGGGACACCGACACUGGCAAAGAGCUAACACCAAAGCAAACGGAAAAAAGCGAAGAAGAAGCCUUCGUGACUGCGCUGUACAGACCUGGUCUUCCCUUCGUACUUGGUGUUCAAGUAGACCAUACAUUGGCUCUUUACAAGCUCCCAAAGAAGGCUGAGUCUGCCUCGCUCUCCGCGCCUGAGCCUUUCCGCCGCAUAUCAGGAACUCACGAUGACAUUAUCGAUCUUGCCUAUAUACUUCCAGAUAGCAGUCUGCUUGCAUUGGCUACAAAUUCCGAGGACGUCAGGCUUGUUUCCGUUGCGGAGCCUGGUGCGGACGAUACCUCCCCAGGGUGGAGCACUGCUAGCGUACCGUAUUUUGGUCAAGACACGGCGUUACUAAAGGGUCAUGAAGAUAUCGUCAUCUCGCUGGAUGUCGACUGGUCUGGUCACUGGAUCGCCACCGGGGCAAAAGAUAACACAGCAAAGCUUUGGCGAAUCGAUCAUGCCAACCGAUCGUAUACGUGUUGGGCAACCUUUUCGGGUCACGCCGAGUCCAUCGGUGCCGUUGGACUUCCUCGGAUAACGCCACAGGAGAGUUCUCAGGCAUAUCAGGAUCCUCUAUCACACCCCCCUGCUUUUCUAAUUACUGGCUCCCAGGAUCAGACUGUCAAGAAGUGGGAGGUCCCCCGCAAGUCACAGCAGCAGGGCUCGAAGUCGGGAGCCAAAUCAUUCUAUACUCGAAAAGCUCAUGAUAAGGAUAUCAAUGCGAUUGAUAUUCAUCAUUCUGGAAACUUGUUUGCUUCGGCCUCUCAGGAUAAGACCGUGAAGAUCUGGUCUGUUGCAGAGGGCGAAGUGCAAGGUAUUCUACGUGGCCACAAACGAGGCGUGUGGUCAGUACGCUUUUCACCUGCGAAUCUUCCCGCGCUCCAGAGCGAUAAUGGUCCCGUGACGGGCAAGGGUGUUGUUCUUACAGGCAGUGGUGACAAGAGUAUCAAGCUCUGGAGCCUGGCCGACUAUACCUGCAUUCGAACCUUCGAGGGGCAUUCACACAGUGUCCUGAAAGUUGCAUGGCUCAGUAUGCCCACGAAAGGCGAGCAAAAGAAAUCGGUACAGUUUGUUAGCGCUGGUGGCGACGGCCUUAUGAAGGUUUGGGACACAAACUCAGGCGAGACAGAGUGUACAUUGGACAACCACGAGGACAGAGUAUGGGCCGUUGCUGUACAACCAAAGACGAACAUGAUUGUCUCCGGUAGUGGUGACUCGUCUGUUUCAUUUUGGAAAGAUACCACAUCAGAGACACAAGCCACCGCGUCCAAAGCUGCACUAGAGCUGAUCGAGCAGGAGCAGGAGCUGCAAAACCACAUCCACGCUGGCUCGUACAGAGAAGCCAUUACAUUAGCUUUACAACUGAACCACCCCGGGCGACUUCUUGCUUUGUUUACUUCGGUUGUCACUGGACAGGAGAAGGACGAGGGCAGUUAUACAGGCUUGCGGGCUGUGGAUGAGGUUCUUGGCAAUCUUUCUGAUGACCAAAUCUUCCUAUUGCUACUCCGCCUGCGCGACUGGAACACGAACGCGCGCACUGCUCCCAUCGCACAGAGAAUUCUCUGGGCUUUGGUGCGCAGCUACCCCGCUUCCAAGUUCUCGAACUUGUCCGUCAAGGGCGCCCGCGGACAACAGAGCUUGAAGGAUAUCCUACAGGCGCUGAGAGUCUACACUGAAAGACACUAUAAGCGCAUGGAGGAGUUGGUGGAUGAAAGCUAUCUGGUGGAAUAUACACUGCAGGAAAUGGACAAUCUUGCUCCUGUAGCAGGCGAGGAUGUGACAAUGGAGGAUGCUGUUUUGGUGGCGUAA
Molecule: messenger RNA, 2709 nt
Organism: Beauveria bassiana ARSEF 2860
Lineage: Eukaryota; Fungi; Ascomycota; Sordariomycetes; Hypocreales; Cordycipitaceae
Product: U3 small nucleolar RNA-associated protein
Exons: 3
Coding region: 1-2709 (902 amino acids)
Biological process (GO): endonucleolytic cleavage to generate mature 5'-end of SSU-rRNA from (SSU-rRNA, 5.8S rRNA, LSU-rRNA); endonucleolytic cleavage in 5'-ETS of tricistronic rRNA transcript (SSU-rRNA, 5.8S rRNA, LSU-rRNA)
Cellular component (GO): small-subunit processome; nucleolus; 90S preribosome
Molecular function (GO): U3 snoRNA binding; protein binding
Source: RefSeq, a predicted model, not a curated record